This is a messenger RNA of Dioszegia hungarica, 1053 nucleotides long. Its product is annotated as ribosomal L28e protein family-domain-containing protein. The transcript is spliced from 8 exons. Bases 1 to 1053 code for a protein of 350 amino acids. Gene Ontology annotation, cellular component: preribosome, large subunit precursor; nucleolus. Lineage: Eukaryota; Fungi; Basidiomycota; Tremellomycetes; Tremellales; Bulleribasidiaceae. Gene Ontology annotation, biological process: maturation of LSU-rRNA; maturation of 5.8S rRNA. The record is from RefSeq and is a predicted model, not a curated record.
AUGCAGUCCGACGAGGUCAUUUGGCAGGUCAUCAACCAUCAGUUCUGCUCUUACAAAGUCAAAACCGUCACUCAAAACUUCUGCCGGAACGAAUACAACCUUACCGGUUUCUGUACGCGCCAGUCCUGCCCUUUGGCCAACUCGCGCUAUGCCACCGUCCGCGAGAAAGAGGGUGUGUUGUAUUUGUACAUGAAAACGAUUGAGCGGGCGCAUACGCCUGCGAAUAUGUGGGAGAGGGUACGGUUGAGCAAUAACUAUGAGAAGGCGCUGGAGCAGAUCGACUCGGAACUCAUCUACUGGCCCAACUUUAUCACGCAUAAAUGCAAGCAGAGGAUCACCAAGAUUACGCAGUACUUGAUGAAGAUGCGGAGAUUACGCAUGGCACAGCAACCCAAAAUGGUCGGUAUCAAAAAGAAGCUCGACCGGCGCGAGACCACGCGGGAGCGCAAAGCCCUUGCGGCGGCGCACCUCGAAAAAUCCAUCGAAAAGGAGCUUCUCGAGCGACUCCGGUCCAAGGCGUACGGAGACGCUCCGAUGAAUGUCAACGAGGACGUAUGGCGCCAAGUGCUCGACAUGGACCGGCGUAAGGAGAAGGGCAAGGAGAGGGAGCUGGAGGGCGAGAUGGAGAUGGAGGAAGAGGAGGAGAUGGUGGAUGAUGAAAGUUUGUAUGAUGAGGAUGAGUCGGACGAUGGGGAGGAUGGAGAGGAAGGGGAGAGUGGGGAUGAGGAGGAUGUGUGGGGCGGGAGGGAGAUAGUGGAUAGUGAGGAUGAGUCGGGGGAUGAUAUGGAGGAUUACAUGAGCGAGGAGGGCUCAGGAAGGGACUUCCCAUCAGACCUGGACGUCGGAGAUGACGACGACGAAGAUGGAGAAGGGGACGACGCGCCAAAGGCGGCCGCAAGACCCAAAGCGGGCCCAUCGGUGGGUACGAAGCGGAAGCAGCCACCCACGACGAGCAAGAAGGGGCCCUCGGCGAGCAAGAAGAGGCCACAGGUCGAGGUCGAGUACGAGGUGGAGACGGAGCCGCUGUCCAAGGAGAUGCUGCGGAACUGGUAG